AUGCAGUCUUCAUCUUUCCUCCCGUCAGAUCACCACCUGCCUCCCACCUGGACUUGCGACCAGUGCCAGACAUCUUUCUCCAAGUCGAAGCUAUUAGAACAGCACACCAAGGAAAUGAAACACGCAGGCUAUCGCUGCGCGGCUUUGGGCUGCGGCAAAACGUUCACAGCCAGAACAUCAUGGCUAUCCCAUAAAAAGGGCCACACUGCUGCACGAACUGCAUGCUCGAAAUGCUCAAAGCCUUUCAAGCGCAAGGAUCACUGCCGAGAACACGACUUCAUCUGUGGAAAACAUAAGAGGGCCACCUCCUUGCACGACAACGACAGCAGUACUUUGUCGGAGGUUCAUGACAGCGGGUCCCUUGCGGCACAGUCUAGCGAGGCAUUUAGGGUAGCUCGAACUUUGUCGAGUCUGCGAGAUCAAGGGAAGGACAAUACACCACCCGGAUGGAAUACACCGUAUCCUAUACCUCCAGAGCACAUGACUGUUCAUUGUGAAGUUUGCAGGAAGUUUGUGCCUGCCCACUUGCUCCAGGAGCAUUACGCUAGCGAGACUCUCGCGCUGCAGUCACUGUUUGGUUCCCGUGAACCCCGUGAGACGCUUGCAUCGCAUCAUCUCAGCUGUGUGAUUUCCGGGGCCUGUCAGUGUAUACGACUCUCCUCGGCUUACUUCAGCCGCGAAAAUCGCCGAAAGAAUAGGACAGAACAGAGCCCAUUUUUUGGUUUCUGA
Molecule: messenger RNA, 729 nt
Organism: Sphaerulina musiva SO2202
Lineage: Eukaryota; Fungi; Ascomycota; Dothideomycetes; Mycosphaerellales; Mycosphaerellaceae
Exons: 1
Coding region: 1-729 (242 amino acids)
Source: RefSeq, a predicted model, not a curated record